Messenger RNA from Eucalyptus grandis, 1578 nucleotides. RefSeq lists its product as uncharacterized. The record is from RefSeq and is a predicted model, not a curated record. The transcript is spliced from 4 exons. Lineage: Eukaryota; Viridiplantae; Streptophyta; Magnoliopsida; Myrtales; Myrtaceae. Bases 31 to 1374 code for a protein of 447 amino acids.
CUCACUCGCAUCGCUCACUUCUCGCUCCCCAUGCUCGAGCGAGUCCUCUCCAUGCGCAGACCCCCGCCGCACACCGACGACGGCGACGGCGGCGGCGGCGGCGGCGGCGGCGACGGGGACGCCGCCUCCCUCGCCGCCGACGAGUCCAAGACCAAGAAGCACAACCACGUCUCCAUCCUCGUGGCCCGCGCCGCCCACCACUUCUCCAAGCUCAACCACGUCUGCCCCUGGCCCUGCCUCCUCCUCUGCCUCGUCCUCCUCUUCCUCAUCCCCUCCGCGAUCCGCCACUCCCGCAACAUCGUCUGCAUCUCCGACCCCUACGACCCCGUCUCCCGCGCCCGCUUCUUCGGAUUCGACGGCCUCGAGUCCGAUUUCGGCUCCCUCGGCGUUCCCUGGUGCAGAUCGAAACAUGGAAAAAAUGUUGAAUGGACAUCCAAGGAUUUGCUCAAGGGGUUGGAGGAAUUUGUACCUAUAUAUGAAACCCGGCCAAUCAAGAACAACAUGUAUGGAAUGGGCUUUGAUCACAGCUUUGGCUUGUGGUUCAUUGCACGGUGGCUGAAGCCAGAUCUCAUGAUAGAGAGUGGUGCUUUUAAGGGUCAUUCAACUUGGGUCUUGCGACAAGCAAUGCCAGAUACUCCAAUUAUUUCACUUUCUCCCCGACACCCUGAGAAGUACCUAAAGAAGGGCCCCGCUUACGUUGAUGGUAACUGCACGUACUUUGCUGGGAAGGACUUCGUUGAUUUUGGAAGUAUGGACUGGAAAACUGUGAUGAAGAAACACAGGAUCACUGAUCUUAGUCGCGUUCUUAUUUUUUUCGACGAUCAUCAAAAUGAGUUGAAAAGGCUCAAGCAAGCAUUGAGAGCUGGCUUCAGGCAUCUUGUUUUUGAGGACAAUUACGAUACUGGGACUGGAGAUCAUUAUUCUUUAAGGCAGAUCUGUGACCAAUUUUAUAUUACAGGGGGUGGCCACAGCUGCUUCAAGUUUAGCGAUGAAGCCAGAAUUAGAGCGAAGAGAAAGAAGUUCUGGGAGAAGUCAGUUGAUACAGAUGAAUUAUGUGGUCCUGGCGAAGCUUGGUGGGGUGUUCGAGGCAUUAUGCGCGAUAACUUCAACCACAGUAAUGAACCUAUCUCCUACACACAGCACUUUCAAAACAGCCGAUUCCUCGAGUCAGUGCUUGAUGUAUAUUGGGAGCUCCCUCCCGUUGCCGGCCCUUCUCUCACACAUCAAUCCCGAUAUGAUCCUGCUCGCACCAGCCCUCCGAUUGUGGAAGAUGGUCGGUUUCGCUUGUUUCAGCGGCUUGGCUUGGCAGGAUUGGAUCGUUCUGUAUUUAACGGAUAUACUCAGAUGGUAUAUGUUGAGGUAUCAAAACAAUAGUCCUAACACUGAUGAGAGAAUACGUCGUGACGCCACGUUUUCUUCUGGCCUUCUCUCUCAAGACUCGACUUGUUAAUACUAGUUAGGCCUGGUUUAUUCACGUUGCUGCAGUGUUGCUAUUAGGUUCACUUUACUUCUGUUGUAUUCUCUAUUUCCGGUUUUUCCGAAUGAUCUGCUGCAAUGAAAUGCUUUAACAUUCUUUCA